This is a messenger RNA of Durusdinium trenchii, 1710 nucleotides long. The record is from the annotation of a GenBank genome assembly. NCBI's taxonomy places the organism in Eukaryota, Dinophyceae, Suessiales, Symbiodiniaceae.
CCACGCGCUCCUGCCAUGGGACGAUGCCAUGGGACCUUGCCAUUGAUCCGACCUGAUCGCUGACCGGCCGGACGCCGCCCUGUCCGGCGGAGAGGGUCGUGAGACCGGUGUCACGUCAGGUGUCAGGAACUGAAGCACUGUGAACCUCGAUGUCCUUUUUCAAAAGAAGCAGACGAUCAAACUGAAGCACUGUGAUCUGAAGCGGAUUUGUUUGUGGGUGAUUCUCGUGCCUUUCUGCAAGUCCUGGAUCUCUGGGCUGACGGAAGCCCUGGUCGACAUGAGGAGUUAUAUAGAAUCAAACUCAUUUAUUCCACACGAAAUUGGAAUUGUGGUUUGGGGGUUCUGCCUAUAUUCCAAUACGUGCUUCGUGUACAGGAAGAUCGCUAACUGAGCACAGACCCGUGGUCGACUUGCAGGAUGGUUGGGACUCAUCGCUUAGAGACUAAUUUAGGCCUAUGGACGGUUAAGCUGAGUUCGCGUGUUUGGCAUGUUUGGCUUCUGGAGUCGAGUUGGACUUGUCCAAGUUUCUUCUUUCUGGGACUCUGGGACCCCCCCAGUUCCGAUGAAGACCUUGCAAGUUGUGCCCCCCCUCCAGCACGCCCAGUUCUUCCAAAUCCCACCAGCGCAGGGGAUGUCUGCACACCUGAGAUCUGGUCAGACCAUGACUGGCAUGGUGAAGAGCUACAACCGCCGUGGCUUUGGCUUCAUCAUGUGCCAGGCGAUCGAACAGGACAUCUACUUCUCACGGGAGAGUUUGCACCCCAACCUGCAGACGUCGGACCUCGCGGGCGAGCAGAUCCAGUUCGAAAUCCAUCGCUUCUCGGACGGGAAGUUGCAGGCACGGAAUCUGCGCGCCUUGGGUGACGUCAGCGACUUCAAGGGUAGUUCCUACGGGGCAAACAGGGACUACGGCGCUGGGGUGCGGGCGCAAUUCUUCAACGCUCACCGCUCCACGGGAUUGCAGGACGAAGACCGAAGUAGAGAUUGGUACUGCAAGAGCUGUGGGGAGCGGAACUUCAUGAAGCGUCUGGAGUGCUUCAAAUGCAAGGCGGUGAAGCCGCCGGAGGUCGGGGAGGCCGUGGCGGCGCCGCCAGUCGUGACGCCUGCGCCGAAGCGGACCUUGUCGCCCCAUGCGGGCUCUCGCGCGAUGAGAGAGAUGUACAAGCAGGGUGCUCUUGGUGGGGUUGCAGCGGCGCCCAAGCCGUCACCUUCCGAGAGAAGUCGCAGCCGGAAGAGCCCGGACUCCAGUAGCUCCUCCAGCAGUAGUGGCAACAGGCGCAAGAAGAAGAAGAAGCACAAGAAACACAAGGGGAGGAGUAGCUCUUCCUCCAGCUCAUCCAGAUCCAGGAGCAGUGUACGAUCGCUGAAGGAGGAUCCGGACAAAACCAGCGGCCAGGAGACGAAUCCGGAGAUCGAGACGGCGAAAGCUCAGGCCUUGGAAAAGUUGAUGAAACUGAAAGAGAUCGAGUCCAAAGAGAACCGCUCCAAGGAAUUCCGGGCCUUGCUGCGGAAGUGGCAUCCGGACAAGAACCCUGAGCAGCAAGAGGUGGCCACUGCGGUCUUCCAAUUCCUGCAGAAAGGAAAGCUUCUGAUCGAGUCCUAAGGCACGCGAAAGGAGGUUCUGGGAAUGACCAGUGCGGUCCACAGGUGACUGCCGUGCAUGUCUUGUCGCCCACGUGCAAGGUCAUGUCUAGGGCCACGAGCGCCGAG